AUGAGCAGUACAUUUGAUGAAAUGACAGAAGCUUUGCGAACAUUGGCCAUUGAAGCAAAUAACUUAGCAGGUGAUAAAAAGAAACUUACGAAUCAGUUAAACAGAAUCACACAGGAAAAGUUCAAGCUAGAAAAUGUAAUAGAAGAAAUGAAUUGUGAACAUACCACCUUGAUUCAUGAAUUGGAAAAUGUGAUCUCUGAUAAAAACAUCAAACUGAAGGAGUGUGAAAAAAUGCUUUACAAAAAAUCUGACGAACUGAAAUCGGCAAGCCUCGAGAAGCAAGAAUUAGAACUGAAAAAAGAUGAGAUGAACGAAAAGCUCCUAAAUGCUCUAAACAAAAUUACACAUUUAGAUAGUGAGGUUGAAAAGCUACAUUUAGAAGUUUGUGAGUACAAGAAAAUCAAGGAUCAAUUACAGCAAGAGAAAGCAGAGGAUAUUAAAAAUCUAGAAUAUGCAUCAAUACAGAAAAACAUAUUGGAACAAGAGUUGCAAGAAGCGAUUUCUUCAAAUGAAUGCUUGAAAAAAGACCUAGAAACUAUAAAGGAAGGGAAAGGCAAAGAAAUUGCUAUUAUUUCUACGAAGUUAGAAAGUUCAGAGAAACAGUACUGCAAAUUACUGGAAGAGAAAGAGAUUCUUAAAAAAGAAUUACAAAUUUAUGUUGAUUCUUGUAACAAUUUGGUUAAGCAGAUAGAGGAACUCAAAAGUGAGAAGCAGCAAUUGCUCAAAGAAAGUGAGAUUCAACUGAAGCAAAUUGAAAGCCUAGCCAACAUGGAUCAGAUGAAUAAAGAGCAAAUUGACAAAGCUGCGAAAGAAAAAGAAGAAUUAAGUGCAAAACUAGAGGCAAUUGAAUCAGAAAAGUCUGACAUCUUAACUUCAUCCGAAGCAGUGGUUGCAGAAAAGAAUGUCGCCACAAACACGUUGAUGUAUAUUUCGAAUAAAAUCCAGGAGCUUACUGACAAAUUAGGAUUAACAAGUAACAUGCAAACGAGUGUUCAAAACAUAGAGCAACUCGAUUGUCAAGAGAUUUUCGAAAACUUAGACGCCAUCUCUGGUAAGAUGGAUGUUAUGCUGAAAGAAAGAGAUGUAUUCGAGGUUGUUGACAAACUUUCCGAGGAAAAAGCAGACUUGAUCCAGACGCUGGAGAUCACCAUGUCGGAUUUAAGGAAAGCUUUAUACGAAAAAACGAAUCUGGCAGAAUCUUUGGAUAGUGUAACCAAAGAACUAGAUAAACUGUCCAUUGAGAAGCAUAACUUGUGUGAGGAGUUAGAGAUGCAGAGGAGAGAACUAGUCAAGGUGAAAAAAGAGAGAAACGACAUCCUGGAAAGUCAGGCAGCAGUGUUGAAAGAAACGGAAAGCAAUAUAAGGUUAGCGCACGAAAGCGCCGUAGAUAUUAAAAACGAUUUAUCCCGAAGGAUCGACGUGUUAGAAAAGGAAAAACAGAACGUCAAAAAGCACCUAGAAGCUGAUUUGCAGAGAAUCAGAGAAGCAUACUCCAAAGUAGUGAGCACAAACUCGAAACUGGAGUUGGAAACGGUUAAUUUGAGGAGGAAGAUCGAAGAAAAGAACGAACGUUUGACGGACUACACGCAAAUUAAAGAAGCGUACGAGAAGCUCUUGGAAGAGAACAGCAAGUUGAUGACUGAAGUGGAUACGUUGAAGUACAAGAGAUCACGCGACCGGGAAGAAUUUGUGAAUAUCGUGAAGAAAGAAAGGGCUGAAGCAGUGCAACGGGAGAAUAGGAAGAUCAGGGAGAUCAAAAACGAAUACGAGAAGAAGCUGGAAAAAAUGAAGGAGAGAAUGCUAAAUCUAUACAAAGAAGAAGUUAACAAGGGGAUGCAAAAAGUAAAAGAUGGGCACGACGAAAGCACGUUUCUCCAUCGAACAGUUGAAGAUCUGAGACAGAGUCUAGCAGAAGCGGAAGAAAAGGUUCAGUUGUUGGAAACCGAGCUAGAGAUGUUCAAGAUCAAGGAAGCGCAAAUGCAGAAGGUUACUUUUGCUUCUCGGGAUUCUAUCAGAUCAGUUAACGACUUGCCUCUAGACUCCAUCCGACCUAGUGGAAGUCUCCAGUCAUUAGGACGCGGGGAUAGAAUGAUGCCAGCCCCGAGUUCUACUCAAUUGAGUAGAAAAGUGAAAAGUGCAGCUAUAAUGCAGAGCGUUUCACAGAAAGUGACUAAUAAUGUCCAAGACAGGAAGCUUUCGACACUGCCUCGAGCAAGGGUUGAUAUUGAAGAGACCGUGACGGUGUCCAGGAGGACAUCUAUUGGCGUUGAAAGAGUUGGGCAAAAUUUGGAAAUGGAAGAUGAAGAGGACGACUUCAACAACAAAUAUUUGGCGGAUCUAAAGGCUGGACGAUGUGCUAUUGCGUACGGAAAUGGAUCCAAUGUUAACAGGAUGUCAGAGUUGGCUUGGCGAAAUUCUUUGGUACCUCCGCAUUUGAAAUCGUCAUAUCCUGCAGAAACCCAAUUUAUCAGCCCUGGACAUUUCAAAGAGGACGAUAUAAAAACAGGCAAUAUAGAGUUGGACGACAGCCUUUGCAAACUGCUGCCCGGCGAAAAACCGCGUCAGAAGAAAGAUUUCGGGACUACGUCGUACAAAAAGCCGGGUCCGCCAACUCCCAGUAGAAAUGGAGGACGACUUUCCCUGCAAGGCAACGAAGUGCAACCCUUGAGGGAUCACAACGAAAGGACACCCAAGAAAACGACAACACCCAGUAGAAUCAAGGCUCUGUUCAUGGGGAAGACCAGCUCCAAAGAAAAUUCGGAUAGCCAGAAUAUAACCCCAGGUUCAAACAGGCGGCUGAGUAUUUUCAGAAAACAGAAGCAGUGAGUUUGUACUUGUGUAUACUUUAUUUUGGAUACAGUAUUUUCUAAUUUUAGAAUGUAUACAGCUUUUAUUGCACGCUCUGUUCCACUAUUUUUUAAGUCUAUAACACAAUAUAUUUUUGGUUUUAUAAAUCUGCUGUUUCUUUGUCGUGCAAAAUGGCAUACGUUGAUUCUGCA
Molecule: messenger RNA, 2999 nt
Organism: Acanthoscelides obtectus
Lineage: Eukaryota; Metazoa; Arthropoda; Insecta; Coleoptera; Chrysomelidae
Source: the annotation of a GenBank genome assembly